CCACAUUUGAAGGAUGUUAUGCAGGCGAGCGGCGAAGAGUCUGCAAACACAUUUAAUAGCAAGCACAUAUUUCUAAACGUUUGACGUUGUUUCCCAGCACAAAUGCACUGAGGAAAAGCUUCAUAUUUACGACAGUUGUAAGGUGUAUAUGUAGAAGAUGGCGCCGUCGGGCUCAAGCAGCAUUAAAAGGAGCUGUCAGAGAGUUUUAUACUGGAUCCCAGUUCUUUUUAUCACCAUGAUAGUCGGUUGGUCCUACUACGCAUAUGUUAUCCAGCUCUGCAUAGGGUCCAUAACAAAUAUUGGAGAAAAGGUUGUUUGCAUAGUGGCGUAUCAUCUUUUUUUCAUCAUGUUUGCCUGGGCCUACUGGAAAACAAUUUUCACAACUCCAAUGAAUCCAUUAAAAGAGUUUCAUCUGUCAUAUACAGACAGGGAAAUAUUGGAGAGAGAGGAACGGGGAGAGACCCAGCAAGAGGUUCUCAGGAGGAUAGCCAAGGAUUUACCCAUUUAUACAAGGACGAUGUCUGGAGCUAUAAGAUACUGUGAUCGAUGUCAGCUUGUGAAGCCAGACCGAUGCCAUCAUUGUUCUGUCUGUGAUAAAUGUGUUUUAAAGAUGGAUCAUCAUUGUCCCUGGGUGAACAAUUGCGUAGGAUUCUCCAACUACAAGUUUUUCCUGCUUUUUCUAGCAUAUUCUCUGCUCUACUGCCUUUUCAUUGCUGCUACAGACUUGCAAUACUUCAUCAAAUUCUGGACCAACGGCCUGCCUGACACCCAAGCCAAAUUCCACAUCAUGUUUCUGUUCUUCUCUGCCGCCAUGUUUUCUAUAAGCCUGGCCUCAUUAUUUGGAUACCACUGCUGGCUGGUUAGUAAGAACAGAUCAACUCUUGAAGCCUUCAGAGCGCCUGCUUUUCGUCACGGAGCAGACAAAAAUGGUUUCAGCCUUGGUUUUGGCAAAAACCUUAGGCAGGUGUUUGGUGAUGAGAAGAAAUAUUGGCUUCUGCCUGUUUUCUCAAGCUUGGGUGAUGGUUGCUCCUUCCCAACAUGUCUUGUAAACCAGGAUCCAGAGCAGCCCUCAACUCCUGCUGGUCCCAAUACAAUGGUCAAAAGUGUGGGAGAGGCCAGUCCUUUCCCUGCCAAACCUUUACGAGAAUCUCAAAGCCGUCUGCUCAUUAGUGGUCAGUCCUGGACAGAGAGUGAUGGUGGGCAUGAAGAGGACAAACAUGGUACAAGCAACCCAGCAAUGAUGAUCGAAAAUGAAACCUAGCUCAAACAAGCAAAUGCCUAAAUCUGGAAAUUGAAGAAUGUACCACUAAGGGAAGACAGAACGUGAAGUCUUAUUCUACCAGAAGUGGUCCUCACUUGCCCACUGUCGUAUCUUUGCCUGUGUGGGUGUGCAGCAAAGAAAGCAUUCCAGCAUCCGAUUGGCUCUUUUCAUAUCACUGCUCAAUACAUAAGACAUUUGUAAUGUACUUGUAUUAUUGUAUUGAGGUUUUUAUAAUAAAAGUAUAACAGAUUGUCUGCAGAUCUAAUACAUUUUUAGAAAGCUUAGCAAGAGCAAUGUGUUUGUCGGUUUGAAAAGGAGAGGGUUGUGAGAGUAACUCCAUAUAUUUUACAGUAGUUAUUAUGGGGAACAAGUAGCAUUUCCAGUAAAUUACAGAAUCAGAUUGGUAUAGACAUUGUAAAAGCACAGUAACUUUGUUUUAAUUCUGCAACAAAAAUGCAGUCACUGCUCUAUCAGAUACAAAUUUGGAUGCAAUUAAAAUGUAGCUUUUAUAUUGGUUCCAGUGCAUUUCUUACCAAAGAUGUUUGGUUAGUGUAACCGGUAAAUACAGUUGUUAAUUGAUUGAAUAAGAUAAUGAAUAUUGCUUGGAAUAAGACACAUUUUUUUUAUUGGCACUUUUUAUUAAAAAUUUAAAAAAGGCGGUUUUGACUAGGAGAUAAAAAAAAAAAAAUGAAAAACUUAAUAUCUGUAUUGUAAAAUACAGUACCAGUAAACAAAUACUGUGCUGACAAUUGUACUAAGAAAUUAUUGUUGGAGAUGACAUGGAUAAUUAUCCAGAAAUAUAAUGAGGGUGGAGAAAUAUUAUGGGUCAUUGUUGAAGACCCAUCUUUUGGCUGGGGUGCACAUUUCAGAGGACUGAACCUUUUUUUUUUUGGCUUAAUCUUCAAUACUUUUUUUUUUUGUUUUCCCCUUUCAGAAUUUUAAUGUAGAAGCGUAGAGCUUUAGUUUGUUUCAGAAAAACACAUCACUUGUUUAAUGUAGACCAAGGGUGACCAAUUCCUUUCCUGCGAUGGCCAUCCCAUGUCCAGUUUAAUAGGAACAAUUAACUAUGUUAGUGCCUGGAUGGAGGUUGAAUUGUGUUGAAACAAAGACUUGGAGGACCACUUUAGCCCACCAAUGAUAUAUACCAAUUGAGUACAUUUGGUUUUACUCCAAAUUAUGUUUUGGUGAUCUUAAACAUGUGAUCAUGGUACACUGUAGCUUUAAGCAGAGUUGUUUUAUUUAAAGAAUAACAAAGAAAAACACAAAAUGGGAAGUGGUUGUCUAAACAGUUUUCAAAGCUAAGAACCCUUUUCAGGUAUAGACAAGUUGAAGCAUGUCACAUUGUUAUUGAGAAGCUUUAAAAUUGUUUUUUCAGCUACAUUUGCAGUGUGUUUUUAAUGUGAAAAGCUGAAAAAUCCUAAAUCGCAGUGUUUGAGUGUUUAAAUGAGGGAUGUUAUUAAGGUUGUGGUCAUAGGCAGUCUAGUUUUAGACAUGUCUCAAGGAUGGGGGUGGGGGAUGUUCAUUAUAUGUGCUAUAUGAACCUUCCUUUGUUACAAAGAUGACAUGACCCCCCCCCCCCCACACCCAACCAUUUUCUGACCACUGCCUAAAAUUACAUUAUCAAUAGGUAAAAAAAAAAGUUUGUGUCUACUGUAGAAUGCUGCAUCGUUAAGUUGUGAAAUCCUGUUUCAUGUUUUACAUAUUUAUGCUUUUAGCGGUAUGUGUUAUGUACACAGUAUUAUCUAUUUUUAUAUUAUUUAAUUUGGAGUUGAAAUGCAACCUUUUUUUGCCAAAAUAAAUUGUAGGCUUUUUCUCUCCUUGUGUUAAUGACAGUGUAAAACAUACAUGUGUAUGCCUUGUCAAGAACAAAAACGAAUAAACCCACUGCAUUACAACACUGUCAUGCUGGUAUACUAUCUGUAGUAAUAAUAGUCUCGUCAGCUGUGUGUUCACACUGCACUUUUAAUUUCUUAAAAUAGAUUAUUUCACCAGUUCAGAAUACUUGAUUGAUAAAUAAAAUAAAAAAUUCAAAUAGAUGUAUGCAUGGAUGCCUCCACUACUGUAUAUUCCCUUUGUGCAAGAAACUAUUUCCUUGUACAGGGUAACUGAAUUAAAUAAACAUUAGCACUUACACAAAUCAUUUUCUAUAUAGUACAACUCAUACUCCAAAAACAGGCAAGUACAACUGAAAUCAAGUCUCCAGUUGUAGUUUAAGUCUACUGUCUUAAUUAAUACAGCCAUAUUUGCAGUCUGAAUUGACAAGUGUUUUCUUUUUCUGAAUAUCAUAGUACAUGUAGAAGUGGAUGACUCCAGACUAUCCACUCUAAAUACUCAGUAGUCUUUGGUUACAUGCAGUAAGGCGGCAGUAAUGUACAUUACUCCCAAAAUGUUCAUAACAGCAGUAAUACCUAUCGGAUAAAAACGUUUUACAUGUAAUCCUAAACUUAACAGCUCAAGCAAACUAUGAGUGGAGAGGAAAUCACUUUUAUUUUUUUAACAAAGCCAUUUUUGUAACUUCUCUUUUGAAGACAUGUUUGCACCAAAAAGUAUGUGUGUCAAUAGCUGGCAUGGUUGUAAAUUAAAAAUUACAGCUAUCAAUGUGAGAGAGGUUUCUGACCAGUCAGCUAAACAUUACUUGAAACCGGAAAAGUCUAGUGGCUACUGUAAAGGACCCAAAGUAUUUUACCAAUUAAACAUAGCAUUUUUUUUGUUUUAUUUAUGAUUCUUGAUGGUAAAGAUGAUGAAGUUGCAAUCUUUUGAACCCCCUCUAUUCCCAAUGUGUUUGUAACUUUGGGCUUUUGCUGUAAAUGUUUGCAGGUUUAUUCUAUAUUUUUUGGCUGAAAAAGUUUACUCAUCAAACUUUAGACGUAUAUACUCAUGGGAAAACUCUGGAACAUUCACCUUUUUGUUUUUAAUCAAAAUAUUUUAGAAAUAGAGUAAACUACAAGCAUGUUCAUUGUCCUUGCUGUAUAAUCUUCAACUACAAGAUCCAACUUCUUUUUAAAACUUUGUACACCUUGGUAAAAUAUUCUUUUAAUUACCAGGCCCCACCCAUCUCCCUUUCCCAAAAUAAUUCAGAGUAGCUCCAGUGUGGGUGUUUUUUUAAUAUAUAUUCACUGCUCACUGCUUAGUGUGUAGUGUAAGUGCUUUCACUAGUACUGGCAAUGUAAUAUGCUAUAUGCUGUGUGUGUGUGUGUGUGUGUAUAUAUGCACAUAGGGUAACCUGUAAUGACAUGCCUUUCCUCAGGUCCCUACUGGCUUGUUGAGUCGAGUUGCUGAUCUUGACUUGGGGCCCACAUGGUGCACUACUUCCAACACCUCACUGCAGUACAGGGACUCUUACUUGUCAGAUGCCCAACGAGUCCAGGUUCAGACUCUACCUUGCCUCCAAAGUUAGCAUAUCUAACAGCUGCUGUUAAAGAUUGUAGGGUGUAAAGUGGUGAUGGGCUUGACAGCAGGAAAAGAGUU
Molecule: messenger RNA, 4729 nt
Organism: Polyodon spathula (Mississippi paddlefish)
Lineage: Eukaryota; Metazoa; Chordata; Actinopteri; Acipenseriformes; Polyodontidae
Gene: zdhhc2
Product: zinc finger DHHC-type palmitoyltransferase 2
Exons: 13
Coding region: 158-1261 (367 amino acids)
Biological process (GO): protein targeting to membrane; peptidyl-L-cysteine S-palmitoylation
Cellular component (GO): endoplasmic reticulum; Golgi apparatus
Molecular function (GO): protein-cysteine S-palmitoyltransferase activity
Source: RefSeq, a predicted model, not a curated record